AUGUCCAGCGAGGUAGACAUACCGCAGCGCAGCCCUGGAGCCCCGAACGCCGAUCCCGUACCUACUCCACCUGAAAGUGUAGUAGCAACCCCGACUCUGAGUCGUACCGAAGUGGGCAUGAGCCGGCACCAUGACGCAGAGUUGGGAGCUCUGAACGAAAAGAUCAGCAAACUUCUCAACGAGCAACAAACUGUACCCGCAUCACAUCCACUUUAUUACUCCGUCACAGUCGAACUUGCAGGUUUGCUAGAAGAUAGGUUCACCAAUCUGCACAAUACUGUCGACAUAGACGAGGCUCUCCGGCACAUCCAAGCUGCGAAAGCAGUAUGCUCAACCGACUCCGACAGAAAAGCACAGUGCUUAGGACUCUUAGGCACCUACCUCUGUCAUCGAUACGAGCGUUUAGGAAAGGUCACUGAUGUCGACGAGGCCAUCGAGGCUCAUCAGGAGGCUCUUAGACUGACUCCUGAAGGCAAUGCCAUCAGGCCUAUCCGUCUUCGCAAUCUCGGCGCUUCAUUUUGUCGUCGAUUUGAGCACUCUGGCAAUGUUCGUGAUAUCGAGGAUGCAAUCAGCAACCAAAGACGGGCGGUUGAACUGACGACGGGCGGUCAUUCAGAUAUGCCAUUAUGUUUCAAUAGCCUGGGAAACUCACUCCUCCGUCGAUAUGAGCACCUCGGCGACGUCCAUGAUGUCGAAGAGGCUAUUAUGGCUCACAAACGGGCUGUGGAGCUGAUAUCUGUGGAACAUGCCGCAAGGUUGCCUUCAUGUCUCGGCAGCCUAGGAAACUCAUUCCUUAGUCGCUUCAAGCGGCUGGGCGACGUCCGUGAUCUUGAUCAAGCCAUUGUUGCCCAAAAGCGGGCCCUUGAACUAUUUCCGAGCGGACAUGCACUUAGGCCUCCAUAUCUCAACAAUCACGCAUGGGCAUUGUUUCUUCGAUAUGAGCGCCUGGGUAAACUGUCUGAUGUUGAUGAGGCCAUCAGUGCCUAUAAGCAAGCUGUUGAGCUGACACCAGAUGAUCAUGCGAGGAGGCCCGUGUAUCUCAACGGCUUAGGAAUUACACUCGCCAUCCGAUUCAAACGGUCGGGAAACCUCGGAGACAUCGAUGAGAGUAUCAAUCUGAUCAAGCGCGCUGUCAUAAUGGCACCGACCGAACAUACGAGUAAACUUGGAUAUCUCAUCAAUCUUGGUAACUCGUUCCUCCGUCGGUUCGAGCGAUUGGGGAACAUGAAUGAUUUGGAUGAGGCCAUUACUGCCCAGGAGAAUGCUUUUGCGCUCCUUCCGGAUGGACAUCCGAGAAAGGCUUUCUAUCUCAUCAAUCUCGGAGGCUCAUUCCUCCGACGUUUCGAGCGCGCUGGUGACCUUUCUGAUGUAGAUAGGGCCAUCGAUAUCCAAAAGCAGGCCGUUGGAAUGACACCGGCCGGACAUACAUAUUUACCUUCACGUCUGAACAACCUCGGAGGCUCACUUCUUGGCCGCUUCAAGCAUCUGGGAAAUCUCCACGAUAUCGAUCAGGCCAUCAGUGCCCACAAGCAGGCGGUUGAAAUGACGGAGGAAGGACAUGCACAAAUGCCCCUAUACCUCAGCAAUCUUGGGGGAUCAUUGCUUCGUCGAUUCGAGCGUUUGGGUGAUACAUCUGAUAUCAACGAGGCCAUCUAUUUUCGACGACGAGCUGUUGAACUGACACCGGAGGGACAUGCACAAAAGCCUUUAUAUCUUAACAACCUUGGUGGCUCCUUUCUUUGCCGAUUCGAGCGAUUGGGUAGCAUCAGUGACGUACAUGAGGCCAUUAGUGCUCACGGGCAGGCUCUUGCGCUUACACCAAACGAACAUGGGGAGAAAGCUUUACGUCUCAACGACCUCGGGACUGCAUUUCUUCGUCGCUUCAAGUGCUCGGGUAACCGUUCUGACGUUGACGAGGCUAUCAGGGCUCAAAAUCAGGCCGUUGAACUGACACCAGACGGACAUGCAGCGAAACAUUCAUGUCUCAACAACCUCGGAAGUUCACUCCUUCGGCGUUUCGAACGGUAUGGUGACCUUCGUGAUGUUGAUGAAGCCAUCGCUGUCCAAAAACGAGCUAUCCAUUCAACACCGGACGGACAUGCAGAUAAGCCUUCACAUCUCAGUAACCUCGCCAGCUCAUUCAUUAGUCGAUAUGAGCGAUCACAGGAUGGUCAUGAUCUCGAGAAUGCAACCAGGAUGUAUCGCAUAAGUGCGAAAUCAGGCUCCGCUCCUCCCUCUGUCUUGCUGAAAUCUGCACGAAAUUGGGCCCAGUGCUACCUUAGACAACACGGUCAACAGCUGCUUGAGGCUCAUGCAAUCGUCAUGGAUGUUGUCCCUCGUAUUGUUUGGCUGGGAUUGGAUAUAUAUCUUCGUUACGAGAACACUAUUUCUAUCGGGGAUGCAGUCAACAGUGCAGCAGCUGCUGCAAUUGAUUUGGGGCGGUAUGAUAUUGCCCUUGAAUGGUUGGAGCAGGGAAGGUCCAUUGUCUGGGGUCAGAUUCUUAGUCUGCGUGCUCCUAUGGACGAACUAAAAGCCUCAGGGCAUGCAAGUCUCGCGGACGAAUUGAUGCAGGUUUCUCGGCAAUUAGAGCUUGCAGGAACGGCAUUUCGUUCUGCAUACGAGGGUUCCGAUCCUACUAGACCAUCUGCUGAAGACGAGGCUCAGAUGCACCGCCGGCUGGCGGAGAAGUACGACCAGCUGCUCGGUGAGGUUCGCCAGAUUCCAAAAUUCGAGAGAUUUCUCCUGCCAAAACGAAUUUCGGAACUUAUCCAUGCGACAGAUUCGGGACCAGUGGCAGUCGUGAAUGUUCACGAAUCCCGCUGUGACGCCCUCAUUCUCCGAGACCACACCUCCCCAGUCCUUCAUACCAAGCUUCCGGAUACCUUUACAUAUGAAGAAGUCAAGGGUUUACGCAUGGACUUGCUCGAUUCCCUUGCAGAGGCCAGCAUUCGAGAUCGCAUUGAUCGCGCUGAUGUACCCUUGUACAUGCCGAAUGAACAACUUCGUGAUGUAUUGCAGGCCUUGUGGAUAGGAGUAGUACAUCCCGUACUUUCCUCUCUCGAAUAUAUGACUCCACUGGCAGGGUCUCUUCCGCACAUCACCUGGUGUGCCACAGGCCCGCUGACCUUCUUGCCCCUUCAUGCCGCCGGGCUCUACGGCACCCAGCACCACUCGCAGCCAAAGGCCUUUCAGUAUAUCGUAUCCUCUUAUACAACGACCUUGACUGCUGUUCUUGGAGCCAAACCAUCCGACACGGCCACACAUUCAGCACCACAUAUGCUGGCUGUAUCACAGCCCAACACCCCAAAUUACCGUGCACUCCCUGGAACGAAGUACGAGAUUCGAGAGAUACAGAGCUGCGUGGGAGACCUAGAGGUUUCUUGGCUCGACGAUGACCAGGCUACAGUCGCGUCAGUUCUCGAUGGGAUGGCUGUCUGUCAGUGGUGUCACUUCGCUUGUCACGGCGUACAGCAUUCUGGGGAUCCGACUAAAAGCGCUUUUAUUCUGCACGACGGUCCACUUAGCUUGAGGGAGAUCAUGAGUAGAUCCUUCAAAUCUGCAGAGAUAGCGUUUUUGUCUGCAUGUCAGACCGCCACAGGAGACGAGGAGCGUCCGGAGGAGGCGAUACAUCUUGCUGCCGGGAUGCUUAUGGCUGGAUUUCAAUCCGUAUUUGCGACGAUGUGGUCUAUACAUGACACAGAUGCACCUUUAGUUGCGAAAGAGGUAUACACCUAUCUUCUGAAGGACACUGGGAUGAUCCAAGGGAAGGCGGCAUACGCAUUGCAUCAUGCGAUAGAGUGCCUCAGGAAGGAAGUUGGCGAAAACGCCUUCGUGAAGUGGGUACCGUUUGUACAUUUUGGUGGCUAA
Molecule: messenger RNA, 3867 nt
Organism: Stereum hirsutum FP-91666 SS1
Lineage: Eukaryota; Fungi; Basidiomycota; Agaricomycetes; Russulales; Stereaceae
Product: TPR-like protein
Exons: 4
Coding region: 1-3867 (1288 amino acids)
Molecular function (GO): protein binding
Source: RefSeq, a predicted model, not a curated record